CCGAGCGUGGCGCGGUGUUUGCUCGCGCCCGCGCGGCUGGGAAGGGUGGGCGGGAUGUCCCAAGCUGGUGGCGGUACGCGUGGUGAUGAUGCGGGGCAAGAAGAUGCUGCUGCUGCCGGCCCGUUCAGCUUCAGCCCGGAGCCCACGCUUGAGGACAUUCGACGCCUCCAUGCAGAGUUUGCUGCUGAGCGGGACUGGGAGCAGUUCCACCAGCCCCGGAACUUGCUCCUAGCCUUGGUGGGAGAAGUGGGCGAGCUGGCAGAACUCUUUCAGUGGAAGUCUGAUGCAGAGCCUGGUCCUCAAGCCUGGCCGCCAAAGGAACGAGCAGCCCUUCAAGAGGAGCUUAGUGACGUCCUCAUCUACCUGGUAGCAUUGGCAGCUCGUUGUCAUGUGGAUUUACCUCGAGCAGUGGUUUCCAAAAUGGACACCAACCGACGACGUUACCCAGUCCAUCUCUCCCGAGGUUCUGCCUGCAAGUACACAGACUUGCCCCGUGAGACCAUCUCAGAAAACCAGCCUGUGGGGGCUGCAGACCCUGCCUCUGAGUUGAAAAACUAGGCCUCUACCUAGAAAACGGUGUCUGAACAGCAGAGAUGGACUUGUUCUGGUCCAUUCAUACUAACUCAUGGGUCUGAGUGAGACCCAAGAGUCUCCAAAAGAUAGUCUACUGGUCUUUUCUCUCUCAAUAAAAUGAUUUAAGGCAACA
This is a messenger RNA of Peromyscus leucopus (white-footed mouse), 706 nucleotides long. It is a transcript of the gene Dctpp1, whose product is annotated as dCTP pyrophosphatase 1. Gene Ontology annotation, molecular function: nucleoside triphosphate diphosphatase activity. The coding region runs from base 55 to 558 and encodes 167 amino acids. Gene Ontology annotation, biological process: nucleoside triphosphate catabolic process. NCBI's taxonomy places the organism in Eukaryota, Metazoa, Chordata, Mammalia, Rodentia, Cricetidae. The record is from RefSeq and is a predicted model, not a curated record. The transcript has 3 exons.